AUGCGGGAAACGAAUAUUUUGCUUUAUAAUAAAAUAUUUAACUAUUUUUUUUUGUCUAAAAUAAGGAACUUUUUCAGUAAAAAUUUUAAAAGUUUUGAUGAAGAAUGACGUUCAUUGAAAGUUUUUCAUUAUAUUUUUAAUAUUAAUUGGAAAUAAUUUUUACUGAUGAGAAGAUAAUCAUGAGGGUAUAUUGAACGAUAAAAAGAGAUGUUUUAUUAACAAAAAGAUGAUCAACAUCUUUUCGAAAUUUAUCUUAAUAUAUCUCACAACAAGUAUGUUUUCAUCUUCAUCGUUACAUAUUAUUUUAAAAUAUUACAUUUAUAAAUAGAUGUAGUACAUUCAAAAAUGCCAUUGAAAUUUGAAAUAAAAGAUCCGCUGCUUCAAUCUGUAUUUAAUAUUCCUGCGUCAGCUUUUGUAUGCUCUAGAAAAAAAUCAUGUAGCAGAGACGUACACAUAUUAUAUCAAGGGCGUAAAGCGUUUUUAUGGCUCAAUGUUAAGGUAUUUUCACGGUCAAUGCAACCUGUUACUUUUCAGCUACAAGAAUCCUCAUCACCUUCCAAGGAAAAUUUAACAUGUAGAUUCUACGACGAGGUAAAUGUAUUAUCGGGAUCUCGCCGUAUACAAUCCAGUCUGUCAUUCAAGAAGAAGAAGCUAUUCAAAUCUAUUGAGUUAACGCUAAUGCCAGUAAAUGAUGUAAAUUUCACAAAAUCGACAAAGAAGAUUAUCUAUUGUUUAAAAGCAAUAAACGAAGCUUGUUACAAUCAUGAUCUUUCCAAAUCGUCCCCUCGGUCAACUCAAUGUCGAGACGGUGAAAGAUAUUGCAAUAAGCUUUCGAAAUGUACCGUAACAGACGUUGACUGUAACGCUAAUUGCAGUAUUCUAAAUAGCUUUAUAUGUGAUUUAAAUACAAGAUGUCUGCACUCUAUGUACCGUUGUGACGGUGUAGAUCAAUGUGAAGAUCACUCGGAUGAGUUGGAUUGUUUGCCGACUAUCACUUACAAAUGGUGGGUGUUUAUUAUUCCCUUGACGCUCUUUUCUAUACUGGCUAUAAUUUGCUUGAUGAUGACGAGAAAAAGGACGCAAGAACUUUUAACAGUUGUUGCUGCAGCUCCUACAAAUGAUAACACCGUAACAAGAUCUGCUGAAGAGAAUGAUGAUAUGCAAGUUGAAAAUAGACAAGACGAAGCACUAAUAAUGUCUCCACCGUCUUAUAGCGAAUUACCUGACAGGCAAACAAAUGCAUCCCAAAACAUGCAUCUUUCAACUUCUAUUAUUCCACCCCUCCCUAUUACUCCUCCUCCACCAUACGAAAGCGUUGUAGGAGGAGCUACAGAAAAUCCACCACCGUACAAUAUUUCAAGGAGUAUUCAGCAAACCUCAGAAACUACGUGA
Dimorphilus gyrociliatus is the source of this 1392-nucleotide messenger RNA. The record is from the annotation of a GenBank genome assembly. Lineage: Eukaryota; Metazoa; Annelida; Polychaeta; Dinophilidae.